CACUUUACAAUGAAACAGGAAGCUAAUAGACUAUAUAUAAAUAUCACAUGAUUUGAGCACAGUCCCAAAUCAGACCUACAGCCAUCUAUCUACACUAGAGCUAAUAAUCAACCUAGGGUGUUAAGCAUGUUAUCCCUCCUAAUACUGCUGCUGAAUCUUACCAAUCAUGCUUUUGGACAAAAUCCUGCAAUAAAGGCCAUAUUGACAAAUAAAGGACUUCAAUAUGGGUCACACAUUGGGGCUGAUUGGAUGCAGGAGAAGAUAGGUAGUGUGAUCAUACCAGAUGUCAGAGGUGGUGUUGACAUUGGUAUAGGAACGGUGCACUACGUCCUUGACGGAAUCUCAGUGUCUGGGUGUGAUGUUCCAGAGCCUUCAGUGGAGUUCUAUGAGGGCGUGGGACUCAAGGCUGUGAUCAGUGGCCUCAGCAUUUCAAUGAGUGGAAAUUGGCACACACGUUUUGGCAUCAUAACCGAUGGUGGCUCAUUUGACCUGGCAGUGUUCAAUGUGGAUGUGACCUCUGUGGUGCAGAUAGGAAGUGAUCCGAGUGGACACAUUUCUAUCUCCAGCAAAAACUGUGAUGCCAAGGUCGGCGAGGCAUCAAUCAAUUUCCAUGGAGGCGCUAGUUUGAUCUUCCAGCCAUUUGUGAGCCUUUUCCACCAUCGCAUUAAAGCUAUAAUUGAGGAAAGAAUCUGCCCAUUGGUUGAGGAGCAUGUUACCGAUUUGGAGCGACAUCUAGCAGAAAUGCAAGUGUCCUUCAAGGUCAAUUCUGCUCUAGUUUUGGACGUCCCCCUCACUAACUCACCCCUCGUCGAUUCUAUUAGCCUUGGUCUGGAUUUGAAGGGUGAGUUCUACAGUGUUCAGAGUCACACAGAUCCUCCUUUUAAGGCAGAGCCUUUUCAUCUGGCAGAGGACAAAGGCCACAUGCUCUCCCUGGGCCUGUCUGAAUUCACUGUCAACUCUGCAUCCUAUGCUUACUUCUCCGCUGGACUCCUGCAGGCCCAAAUAAACGACAGCAUGAUCCCCAAGACCUCUCCUUUCCGUCUCAACACAACCUCCUUCGGGCCUCUCAUCCCUCAGCUUCCCAAGCUCUUCCCCAACAUGCUGAUGGAACUACAGGUGUAUGCCAGGGACCUUCCAAUGUUUUCCUUCCAGGCUGAUAAGUUGACAAUGGAAUUUCCAGGUGCUGUUAAGGCCUUUGCCAUCCAGCCAAAUGCUUCACGGACUCCACUGUUCAAGCUCAAUGUUGACUCCAUUUUUAGUGGGACGAUACGCAUUUCAGAAGAGAAACUCAAAGGCUUGGUGGAACUAAGCAAUUUUACCCUGACACUUGCAUCAAGUGAAGUGGGAACAUUCCAGACUGCAGCCCUGGAAAAGUUUAUGAAGCUGGGGAUGAAGAUUUCAGUGUUAGCUAAACUGAAUGCCAAACUGGAGGAGGGCAUUGUUUUACCCACCAUGCACCACAUCCAUCUGGUUAACCCUGCGCUGAAGAUCCAGCAGGGAUUUGUGUCCAUUGCAUCAGACCUUGAUGUUAAAUCUGGCGAGGGAGAGAGCCUUUCUGAAGGGAUUUACCAUUACCGACUUGUUCGCUAUGGCAAGGUUUACAAGGCUACAGUAAACAUGUAGUCCCCCAAGCAGUGCUUAAUUUGAGCCAGAACAGGAUCCGGCACCUCUCAGAUUUGAUUUAUUUCGUUCAGGUGUGGUGUCGAAAAGAUCCCCCCUGCCAGAAUCCCCCCCCCCCCUUCACGUGAACACGCACACACUCAAUUCUUCAUUGUUGCAACUUGAAAAAAUAAAUCUCUUUACCAACAUU
Messenger RNA from Oncorhynchus kisutch (coho salmon), 1810 nucleotides. Its product is annotated as lipopolysaccharide-binding protein. NCBI's taxonomy places the organism in Eukaryota, Metazoa, Chordata, Actinopteri, Salmoniformes, Salmonidae. The coding region runs from base 127 to 1623 and encodes 498 amino acids. The record is from RefSeq and is a predicted model, not a curated record. Gene Ontology annotation, molecular function: lipid binding. The transcript is spliced from 17 exons.